This is a messenger RNA of Nicotiana attenuata, 1687 nucleotides long. RefSeq names its product telomere repeat-binding protein 4-like. The coding region runs from base 215 to 1525 and encodes 436 amino acids. The record is from RefSeq and is a predicted model, not a curated record. The transcript is spliced from 6 exons. NCBI's taxonomy places the organism in Eukaryota, Viridiplantae, Streptophyta, Magnoliopsida, Solanales, Solanaceae.
UUUUCCACAAAACUCUUCACUUUCACCCAAAAACUCAUUAAAAACAAAAUCAUAAUUUAAAUUAAAUCAAUUCACAUCCUUUUCCUUUUGCAUUUUUCAGUUCGUGAUUUCAAAAUUCUCGUAGAAUCCGUACAGAUCUCUUCUCAAUUGAAGUGAUAUUGGUGUCACUGGCUCAUUGUACAUGAUCAUCACUUAUUGGCAUGCUACCUGAGGUAUGUCGUCGAAGAAGAGGCUGAACUAUGGUUUCAGUGGCUAUCAAUUUCCUGUUAUACCAAAAGCUCCUAGAUCAGUUAGAAGGAGACACUCGCAUAAUAAUUUGGACAAUAAUCAAAUUUGUGCAUUUGAAUUAUUGGCGGCUGUUGCUGGCGAACUUUUACAAGAGAGCGAAAGCUCUGCUUGUAGUAAUGCGGCGGAAGGAAAAGAUGAGCUUGCUGAUUGCAGGGUCGGUGUUAAAUGUGAGCAACUUAAAGAAGAUAAAGCUGUGAAAUCGGAGUGCUUCAGCCAGGGGAGUUGUGUAGAAAGCACUUAUAUACCAGAACCUGCAGCGCUAGAGCAGAAUCUCAAGCAUAGUUUGGAUAAGCCUAAUCAUGUAGAAAAUAAUAUUUUCCACAAACACAAUUGUAGUAUUAUGAAUGCUGAUUUUUCACAAAAAGACUGGUCUUGCGCAAAGUUGGAAAACUGCAAGAAGGUCGAUAGGGGUGGAAUGUUCCACUCUGAAGUAGAAGGCAGAUCCUCUAAUCUCGAGAAUGCAUGUAAUAAGAAAAUUGAGACAGUUACUCAAAAACAGUUAGAUGAUGACAGAAAGCAAACUGAUGACUUAACUGUGGCUAACUCUUGCAGUGUGAAGGGUCCAAUUGUGGAACAUGUGAAUAAUAAUGCCACAAUUAACUCAGACAACAGUGUACAGUUUCCCUUGUACAGGGCGGUUCCUAAGCCUUCUUUUGGAAAGCAAAGGAACAAUGUAAAGUUAGGUAUUAGAGAUGAUGACGAAAAUUCUUUUCGGUCUUAUAGCCACAGCAGUAAGAUAAGGGCCUUCAGGAAAACAUCACGUAUUGGAUACAGAAGAAUAAAAAGGAUUUUGACAUCUAGACACUGGAAGAUAGCUCCUCAGCUGAAGGACUGCGAACGGUCAUGCUUCAAUAAUAGAGUGAAGUCCUUUUAUCAAAACAGGAAAAGAAUAUGUGCACUGGAAAGAUGCCGAGUUGAAAUUCCUUCAAAGAGAAGGAAAAUGUCUCACUAUAACUCUGAUGUUGCUUAUGACCAGCAGGCCAGUAGUGAAAGAAAAUCAAACUCACCUGAAAAGGGAAUCAAGAGAGAUAUUAUCCCGCAUAGAGGAUCAGGGGCUUCAGCUUCAGCUAAAAAUCAUCAAAAAAAGGAUCCUUGUGUAAAAUUUAGCAUCAAGUCCUUCAACAUUCCUGAGCUUUUCAUCGAGGUCCCUGAAACUGAAACUGUUGGUUCGCUGAAGGUAUGCAGGGUCACAUCUUGUUGGGUCAUUGAUCAAGAUUACUUAACCUUGUGCAUCUGAGGAAUUCUACCAAUAUAUCGAUAAAUUUGAAUUGCUUUUUCUUGUAUGUUCACGAGGAUCCCCUGACAUUCUAGCUCGCUGGAGGGAAAUGAGAUGAUCAAUCAUGCAUUAAUAGAUUGUCGAUGAAUUCAUCUUUGAGAGUAUUAAUUAGCCUUUCUCAGC